This is a messenger RNA of Psylliodes chrysocephalus, 1618 nucleotides long. Lineage: Eukaryota; Metazoa; Arthropoda; Insecta; Coleoptera; Chrysomelidae. The record is from the annotation of a GenBank genome assembly.
AUGGCUAAAACCAUAGCAGCUAUAAAAACUAACUUUCAUAUAAAACUUGCUUCUAUAACUGAAAACAGAAAAGCAGAAUUAGAAAAUUUAGAAGAAAACCUCCAAACUCCGGAAUUUGAAGAACAAGUGACCCGUCGUCUAACUUUUAAACAAGCUAUCCGAAUUUCCACCGAAUUCAAAAACGCCUUAAAAUCGUGGUUCAUCGCCAGUCCAAACAAAUGCGAAUUUAUCAACUCCUCCGUCAACAUCAUCGACUACAUAGCAACUGCGAGUUUCUACAUCGAUUUACUGCUCAGAAAAUUCGCGUCUCACGUCGAUAACGCCGAUAUAAUGGAAUUCUUCUCCAUAAUUCGCAUAAUGAGACUCUUCAAGCUCACCCGACACUCAUCGGGCCUGAAGAUACUCAUCCAAACGUUCAGGGCUUCGGCUAAAGAACUCACCCUGUUGGUGUUCUUCCUAGUUUUAGGUAUAGUUAUUUUCGCGAGUUUGGUAUACUACGCGGAAAGGAUUCAAACAAAUCCGGAUAACGAUUUUAAGAGCAUACCGUUGGGACUUUGGUGGGCUCUGGUGACCAUGACCACCGUGGGUUAUGGAGAUAUGGUGCCUAAGACUUAUAUUGGAAUGUUCGUGGGUGCUUUGUGUGCUCUGGCGGGUGUACUGACGAUAGCCUUGCCAGUGCCAGUUAUUGUUUCGAAUUUUGCCAUGUAUUAUAGCCACACGCAGGCCCGAGCCAAACUUCCUAAAAAGCGGCGAAGAGUUCUUCCUGUAGAGCCCACGAGGGGCCCUCGUUUACCAGGUCAACCAGGCCAGCCUCCAGCUAAUCAAAUGGGUACUUCGGCAGCAGAACAGAAUCGCCGAAUGAAUGCAGCCAAGUCUAAUAAUCCGAAAGAAAAUAUGAUGGGAGCUCCUAUUCCUAAAAUGGAUCAGAAUCGCCGUCUCUCCAAUUUCAGAUCAAAUGGUACCAAAAGUAACGAACCGGUUGAAUAGUAUGAGGGGAUUGAUAGGGGUGACGUCGUCCCUCCUAUUAAAUCCAAACGGGGUUGGACUCGAAUCAAAUCCAGCGUUUUUGAUGGGCAAACCAAAAUUUGAGAUCACCCCUACGUCUCAACCGACACCGACUCAAGUGAAUCUAGCACAAAGUUCGGGACAGUGCUACACAACGCUAAAACCUUCUACAUGAAUAUUUAAAUGAACCUGUGUUAGUAACAGCAAACGAAUUAUAAAUAAUUGCAUUAAAGUCUUUGUUAUUAAGGGAGUUGCGACAUUCACCAGAUGUUGAUCACAUGUCUAUAAAGACAGUGAAAUCUCAGAAAUUAGAACUGUAUAAAAAGAGUAACAAAUAAUUUGAUAAAAUAUAUUUUAGAAGUCAAAAUGCUAAACUUGCGUUAAAGUGCUUAAUUUAUUUUAAAAAUGUUAAACUUUUUCAGUCUUAAGCUAUGUUUAUUUAUAAUAAAAUGUGAAUUACAUAUGAAAUAUAGGAAAAUAUCAAUUUUAUAAAGAAAAGAACAUAUUAUUAGGCUAAAAAAAUUGACCAAGAUAUUAGUGUUAGAAAUCUGAAUAUGGAAUCUCCGAACAUAAUAGUAUAUUAUUUACCAGGAGACUAAAGUGCGUCUUAAUC